AUGGAUGCCUUUGAUCACGAUUUAAGCUUUGAGGGAGAGGGGUUAUUCAAUAGGGACGAUGUGAAUACUUCUGGCCUUCCUCCAUUACCCUUCACGCCCUCGUACGAGCUCUCUGACGCCUUCUCGACCACCUUUGAAGACCCGUUUUCCUACCAAUCUAACACGGACUUCUCUUCGAUCCUGGAGGAUAACAAUACGCAUCCGCACAAUGAGUCCUCGCAUAAUACCGUAGACCCCGAUAAUAAGCUCCUUGGCUUUGGAGUAACCAACGUCAAAGCUCCUAUAUUCGACGAUGCGGGUCACACAUGGCCUGCAAUGACGGCGGAACUGUAUGGCAUGUUCUUCGUCGCUGAGGAUGUAUUUGGAGAUAACAAUACGAAUGCGAAUCGACCUUUGGAAUUGACUUGCUACCGGCGGAAUCUCUUUCAAAUCAGCGGGACUGUGACCCUGAGUCGAGGCAUCAAGAGUAUGGUCAACGAACACGGACAGCAGGUCCCGCUAUAUGACAUGAUGGCCACAAUCAGCGCAUUGGAAAGUAUAGAAGGGAAGAGCACAGAAAUAAUCUCGGUUCCAUGGAAAACUUCCACAGGAACCUCAUCGGAGGAUAAAGCUGGAGCUGCACCUCCACAGUGGCCGCUAGAUUUAAGCAUGAAUCCAGAGCUUGAUCCCAGCGUAGUUUCGAUCCCAAUCGCAUGGAAGAGACUCCAAUUCAAGCACGCGACCGCCAACAACGGUAGGAGGAAAGGCUUGCAACAGCAUUAUGUGAUUCAGAUCAAUAUUAUGGCCACUCUGGCGACAGGAGAGACGGUGAAGCUUGCAGAGAUUCGGAGCGGCCCAAUUAUCGUGCGCGGAAGAAGUCCUAGGAAUUUUGAUAGUAGGAAAGAUGUUCCGCUAAGUGAGAAGAAGUUGGAUUCGAAACCGAGGACAAUGAGUGAUGCCGGUGUCUCAGCGCCACAAGUCAAAGUUGAUCCGGGAGUUGCGAAUAGCUCGUAUCGCUUUUAUGCACUUAAUGCUUUGCAGCAGCAACCACUUGACCUGCCAGACUGGACUAAUAACCCUCUUGCAACCCUAUCUACAUCCGAGAUACAUGCUCGACAAGCCAAGAGACCUACGUUAACAAAUCAAUCCUCCUCAGCUUCAAAUCCACCGAGGCCACCAGUCCCCAAAGCACGCUGGAAGUCGGAAAGUGUGCCCACCAAGUCCUCUCAAGCUACUGCCCCAAUCGAUCUUUCUUUAGCGGACGACGAAUACGGGAAAGCACAUCCAGGAGGACAUCUUAGGCCAGGCGAACCCGCAAGUCCAGUGAUCGACAGAGAUAGACUAGGCAAGAAGGGAGUCGGUAGUCCGGUUGAGAAUGCGGAUUUGUUGUACGAGUAUUUUCCGCUGAGUUUGGACGAUUGGAUGCCUCCUGUUGAUGCAAUUUAUCGACCUCAUGUCGUUCAUCAUACCAUUGUCCCGCCGGAUCUGAAAGCAGCGCAGGUGAAGAACAAGACGAAACGAUACUUUUCUGCCGAUGAUUAG
Molecule: messenger RNA, 1521 nt
Organism: Mollisia scopiformis
Lineage: Eukaryota; Fungi; Ascomycota; Leotiomycetes; Helotiales; Mollisiaceae
Product: p53-like transcription factor
Exons: 4
Coding region: 1-1521 (506 amino acids)
Biological process (GO): meiotic cell cycle; positive regulation of transcription by RNA polymerase II
Cellular component (GO): nuclear chromosome
Molecular function (GO): DNA binding; DNA-binding transcription factor activity
Source: RefSeq, a predicted model, not a curated record